UGCCGUAAAAAAAAAAAGACUAACGUUUCACGCGACGUCUCCGUGCCUUACCUCCGAAUGGAAGCGCUCUUCUUCAGUCUUGAUAACGACACGCCUCUCGCUCUCGUUACCCGAAAGCAACCACUGCAGCUGUGUCCCUGAGCUCCCGUAUCUGUUGGUUGCAAAUAUUCUAUUCUAUUGUAGAGAGAGAAAGAAACAAAAGAGUUUUAUCAAAUCUAGACAGAGAAAAAGCAUACAGCAUCAAUAGCCGAAGAAAAAAAAAAAACCUCCGUAAACUCAAAGCAAUUUCAUUCGAGAGAGAGAGAGAGAGAGAGAGAGGAACAUGCAUUUUUUAUAUAUGUAUGUAUAGAAACAAAAUUUCUGAAUCCUAAAUCGUCGUGAAUGCCAUUUUUUAUUUGAGAAGAUUUGACCUGAAUUGCAGCUAUAUUGGACGUAAACGAGAAUGCCAGGGGAGGCGAUUUCAAUUCAGGAGAAUGAAAGGGCUAAAGUUGUGAAUGUGGAGACUUCUGAAGAAGAGAAACGAAGAACUAGAAGCAGAUCUCUGAAGAGAAAGGCAAUGAGUGCAUCUACGAGGCUUACUCACAGCCUCAAGAAGCGCGGGAAGCGGGUGGCCGAUUGCCGAUAUGCCGCGAUUUCGAUUAAUGAUGUUCGAGACGCGAAUGAGGAAGCGGCUGUGAACGCGUUUCGCCAGGCAUUGAUUGCAAAAGACCUGCUUCCUCCUCGCUAUGACGAUUACCACACUUUAUUGAGGUUUCUAAAGGCUCGAAAGUUUGACCUUGAUAAAACUCUCUUGAUGUGGUCAGAAAUGCUUACCUGGAGGAAAGAGCAGGGAAUAGAUUCUAUCUUACAGGACUUUAUAUAUGAUGAAUAUGAAGAAGUUCAGCGAUAUUAUCCUCAUGGUUAUCAUGGUGUAGACAAAGAGGGCCGACCUGUUUAUAUAGAAAGACUUGGCAAAAUUGAACCUAGCAAGCUAAUGAGUGUCACCACAGUGGAUCGGUUUUUAAAAUAUCAUGUUCAGGGAUUUGAGAAGACUUUUGCUGAGAAAUUUCCUGCAUGUUCUAUUGCAGCUAAGAGGCAUAUAGAUUCUACAAUAACAAUAUUGGAUGUGCAUGGCCUGAAUUGGAUGAGUUUUGGAAAGGUUGCACAUGAUCUAGUUAUGCGUAUGCAGAAAAUUGAUGGUGACAACUAUCCUGAGACAUUACAUCAUAUGUUCAUUGUAAAUGCUGGUAGUGGAUUCAAACUGCUAUGGAACACGGCAAAAGGCUUUCUUGACCCAAGGACUACAGCAAAGAUAAAUGUUUUAGGCAAUAAAUUCCAAAAUAAAUUGUUAGAAGUUAUAGACUCAAGCCAAUUGCCAGAAUUCCUUGGAGGAUCCUGUUCAUGCUCUAAUGAAGGUGGUUGUCUUAGAUCUGACAAGGGGCCCUGGAAUGAUCCAGAAAUAAUGAAACUGGUACAUGCUGGAGAAGCAAUGUACUUGAGGAAAAUGAAGAGUUUCUCCGAUGAAGAUGAUUUAGAAAUCAAGGAAUUUCCCUCUAAGGUUUCUAGAAGUGAAAUAUCUUCUGCUAAUUUAGGCUUAGAUAUAAAACCAAAUAGAUCAAGCUUCAUUCAACAAAUGCCACUUUCUGAGAAAGGAAGGAUGGGUGAUCCUGCUUCUGUCUGCAGCCUGGUUGAACGCAUAGCAGCAGGAGUUGAAGAUUUUAGUUCAACGAAUGAUUUGACCAAUAAUGUCACCACAACAAUGGUGCAGAAGAAGUUCAUUACCCAUAUAACAAGUUUUGUUCACUUCAUGCUCAAAUUUUUAGCAUGGAUAUAUCUUCUCCUGCCAGCGCUGGGGAGAAUUUUUGCAGCCCGACGUGCAGACAGACAAUUAUCUAACCAAUACAACCCACUAUUGGCAGAUUCAAGUUCUCAAGAGCAACACAUUCCGCAGGAAAUUAAAGAGAACUCACUCCAUCCAUGCUGGCAGAGGCUGAAAAAUUUAGAAACAAUGGUAAAUGAGCUGGUUAACAAACCUACCAAAAUUCCUCCUGAGAAAGAGUACAUGCUUCUUGAAUCAUUGAGUCGGAUUAAAUCUAUUGAACAUGAUCUACAGAAGACAAAGAAAGCUCUGCUUGCAACUGCAUCAAAACAGAUGGAGCUUGCCGAGUCACUGGAAAAUCUUAAAGAGAGCACCUUAGCUGUUAUUAGCCAGAAUGCCUCCCGCUUCACCUGGCCAUGGAUUUCAAGAUAUUUCAGAUAAGCAUGGAAGUGAGAUGACACGUACCAUAUUGUUCAUUAUUCUGUACAUAGCAAUAAUAUUCAAAACCAAAUUCUCAUUUCAGAAAAGGGCUUCACUACAAAAUUUUUUGAACCAAGGCAAUUUUAAAGCACAGUCCAUUGUUUCAUCAUAAAUUUAUGCAAGAGCCAUUGAUAUCUGUAAGUCUAUUUGUCAUGCUAAUUAUUUAGGCUCUUGUUGCAGUGAA
This is a messenger RNA of Hevea brasiliensis (rubber tree), 2462 nucleotides long. RefSeq names its product phosphatidylinositol/phosphatidylcholine transfer protein SFH9. NCBI's taxonomy places the organism in Eukaryota, Viridiplantae, Streptophyta, Magnoliopsida, Malpighiales, Euphorbiaceae. The record is from RefSeq and is a predicted model, not a curated record. The coding region runs from base 443 to 2239 and encodes 598 amino acids. The transcript is spliced from 15 exons.